Striga hermonthica is the source of this 156-nucleotide messenger RNA. NCBI's taxonomy places the organism in Eukaryota, Viridiplantae, Streptophyta, Magnoliopsida, Lamiales, Orobanchaceae. The record is from the annotation of a GenBank genome assembly.
GGAUAUGCCCCGAGAGCUGAUGACAUCUUGCUCACUGGCUCUAGUGCAAGCUUGAUCACAAAUUUUAAGAGCUACUUAUAUGAGGCCUUUACCAUCAAAGACUUGUGGCUUUCCUGUUUUUGCCUUGGCCUAGAGAUUCUCAGAACUCCAGAGGGA